UCAGCUCUUUCCUCCUAACACAGACACACACUUCCCCUCAGCUCCACAUUCAGCUCAAUGGGCGCACAAACAUGGACGCAUUGAUCCUGCUGUUACUCUCCGUCUCUUUCAGCUGUGUGUACACGUCUCCUGCCUCCACCCUCUCUGAUUCCUCAACGUAUAAACCUGUGGGACGUUCCAUCACCCCUCCACCCAUCAGUGUCUUCGCUGAACACUCAGCUCACACACAGACAUCCAACACAGGCAGCACACCUGACUCCACCCCAGGACUCCACCCAUCAUCCCUCAGCCCUGAUCCUCUGUCAAACCUAAGUCCUGAUCCUCCAACACCCCUCAGCCCUGAUCCUCCACCAGAGUCAGGUCCCAUCAACAGUCAUGAUAACUCCACCACCUUGACUGUAACCACAACCAACCAACAGAGGAGCCUGGUCAGGAUGGAGGAAGAGACGACUGAGACCUCCUCCUCCACCCUCUCUUCUUCCACGUCCCUGCCUUCCUCCUCCUCCUUCUCAACCGCAGAGUCCUCCCUCUCCUCCUCCAACUCCUCCGUCCUCUCUAUCUCCCUUCCUUCCUCCUCCACCCCCUCUCUCUUGUCCUCCAUUCCCUCCUCCUCCUCUUCCCUUCCUUCCUCCUCGUCUUCCUCCACCACCUCCUCCCUUCCUUCCUCCUCGUCUUCCUCCUCCACCUCCUCCCUUCCUUCCUCCUCGUCUUCCUCCACCAUGUCCUCCCUUCCUUCCUCCUCGUCUUCCUCCUCCACCUCCUAUUCUUCCUCCUCCUUCUCCUCCAACUCCUCCCUUCCUUCCUCCUCAUCUUCCUCCUCCCUUCCUUCCUCCUCGUCUUCCUCCUCCACCCUCUCUUCUUCCACGUCCCUGCCUUCCUCCUCCUCCUCCUUCUCAACCGCAGAGUCCUCCCUCUCCUCCUCCAACUCCUCCGUCCUCUCUAUCUCCCUUCCUUCCUCCUCCACCCCCUCUCUCUUGUCCUCCAUUCCCUCCUCCUCCUCUUCCCUCCCUUCCUCCUCGUCUUCCUCCACCACCUCCUCCCUUCCUUCCUCCUCAUCGUCCUCCUCCCUUCCUUCCUCCUCGUCUUCCUCCUCCACCUCCUAUUCUUCCUCCUCCUUCUCCUCCAACUCCUCCCUUCCUUCCUCCUCAUCUUCCUCCUCCCUUCCUUCUUCCUCCUCCUCCUCCUCCUUCUCCUCAGUGACUCAUCCUCUCUCUGCUGGUUUUUCUGUUUCGGACUCAAACACAGAUUUUAAACAUUUAGUAAACUUUUCGUCACCUGCCUCCAUCACAGCUACGCCUGCAGGUUUGACAUCUAUAUCAGACAUGGAGAUGGAUCCUGCAUCGACCCCUCCUGCUUCACCUUUAACAACCAAAACACCCCCCUCCAUCUCCUCCACCCUGUUUACAGUCUCCACAGCUCAGCCAGAAAACUUCACCAACACUACCAUCAGUAAGGCUCCCCCCACUUCUCCAUCAGUCAGGGUGACGUCUACAGAAGGAACCAGCACCUCCCCGCUAACGGCACCACCCACGAGUCACACAGACACUCCUACAACCACAACCACACCCUCUACACCCAUCCCAUCCACAACUACACCCUCUACACCCAUCCCAUCCACAACUACACCCUCUACACCCAUCCCAUCCACAACCAGACCCUCUAUACCCAUCCCAUCCACAACCAGACCCUCUAUACCCAUCCCCUCCACAACCACACCCACAACACCCAUCCCAUCCACAACCACACCCUCAACACCCAUCCCCUCCACAACCACACCCUCAACACCCAUCCCCUCCACAACCACACCCUCAACACCCAUCCCCUCCACAACCACACCCUCAACACCCAUCCCCUCCACAACCACACACUCUACACCCAUUCCAUCUACAGCUACACCAUCCAGUCCACCUCCACCCACUAAAACUUUAGCCAAAACAACCACAGGCAUGGUAACCACCCCCACUCCAAACACAGCCAUAACUACAGCCAUCUUAACGACAACACCACCCACCACCACCAGAACCACACCACCUGCAGCUACAACAUCCACCAGAACAACCUCAGCUCCUCCUCCUGUCACCACAGCUACACCCGCAACCUCAACCAAACCGGUGCGCCCCACUGAGGCGUCUCGUUGCUCCGUUAACGUCACAGAGAUCAGAUCGAGCUCAGAAUCAGCUAUGGUGAAGUUCAGCACCGCCGCUCUCUCCUGUGACUUCACCGUGGUCACUGAAGAGUUCAACACUGACCCCUCCCACUGUGACCACGGCCACUGUAACCACGCCGACUGUGAACCCGGCGGGGAGUCCAGAACCGACUUCACCUGUCUGAUCGCCGGUUUAACACCUGGGGCCGUUUACAGGAUUACCUUGAUCUCCAGGAAGGACGGAGAGAGGAGCGACGUGUCAGCAUCCACAGCUCCUUCGCCUGUCCUCGGCCUGCAGGUGGCGUCCUCAUCCUCUCACAGCCUGGGUGUUUCCUGGCGGGGGGGUCCAGGCCGAGCGGAGCAGUUCAGGGUUCUGCUGACGGAUCAGGAUGGGAUUCUGCAGAAAAACUUCACCGUCCCAAACACAUCGACCUCAGCUCAGCUGGACCGCCUGCAGCCCGGGACCCCUUACAAUGUCACCGUGGUAACUGAGGCUGUGGGCCUUCAGAGCUCCGCCUCCACACAGGCCAUCACAGUCCCUGCAGUGGUGUCACACCUGAUCCUGGACCACAACGGCAGCUCAGACAGUCUGCACGCUUCCUGGGUCUCACCUGAGGGGAGGGUGGAGCUCUACCUGCUGACCCUGUGGGGUCAUGGAUCUCCCCCCCAGGAGAGCCGCCUGCCUCCAAACGUCACCCAGCAGAAGUUUGAGGGCCUGAUGCCUGGUCGCAGGUACGAGUUGAGAGUGAUGACAUCAUCAGGAGGAGUGAGCUCAGAGAGCAGUACCAGCAGCAGGACAGUCCCUCAGCGGGUGUCGGCUCUCUCGAUAACUCCACUCAGUGAGGGCCGGGCUUUGAUGGUCAGCUGGUCGCCCCCCAGUGGAGACUGGGAGAAUUACAGCGUGCUGCUAAAGAACGGCUCUGAGAUUCUGCUGAACCAGACCGUCAGUAAACGCAGCACUCAGGUGAAGUUCUCCGGCCUCGGUCUGCUGCCAGGUCGACUGUACCAGGCUGAGGUCACAACGCACAGCGGCAUUCUGGGUAACAUGGCUUCCUGCUAUGGACGACUGGCCCCCGGUGCCGUGCAGCGGCUGAGGGUCCGUCACGCUGAUGAGACCACUCUGAGCGUGCUCUGGGAUCAACCCCGGGGUGAGUGGGACAACUUCACCGUUGUCCUCCGGCAGGCUGACCCCCCUGCCCUGCCAUCUCAGAGGGUCCUCUCCUGGGGGGCUAGAGACUGCACCUUCAACCUCCUCACACCGGGGCGCUUGUACACCGUCACCGUGACAACCAACAGCGGCAACCUGAGGAGCUCCGCCUCCGUGACAGCACACACAGCUCCGGCUCAGGUGGUUGGGCUGCAGGUGACUAAUGGCGGCAGCACAGACCGCCUGCAGGCGCUUUGGGAGCAAGCAUCGGGACACGUGGACUCGUACGGCGUCCUGCUGGUCCAUGACAGCAGUGUCAUAAAGAACCAAAGUCUUAACCCUGACACCACAAGCAUCUGCUUCAACGGCCUGAGACCAGGAGCGCUCUACAGGGUGGUGCUGACCACCAACAGGAGAGGCCACGCCUCCAGACAGAGCGUCAUGGAGGGACGCACAGUCCCUGCUGCUGUCGGCGAGGUGACGGUCAGUAACAACGGGCGGACCGACUUCCUGAGUGUGUCGUGGCGUCCCUCUGCUGGUGAGGUGGACGGGUACCUGGUUACGCUAAGCGACAGCGAGAAAACGCUGCACACCGUGUCCGUCUCUAAAUCCAGUCCUGAGUGUGUGUUCAACUCUCUGACACCUGGAUGCCUCUACAACAUCUCCAUCAGCGCCCGCAGUGGCUCUGCCCACAACCACACCUACGUCCAGGAGAGGACACAGCCGGCUCAGGUGCAGAGCCCCACAGCGACACAUUCAGCGCGGGACGAUUACCUGAAGGUGUACUGGCGUGCAGCUGCAGGUGAUUUGGACCUGUAUCAGGUGUUCAUCAAACACAACAACGUGUUCCUGCAGAACAAAACCGUUCUGAAGACGCAGAACGAGUGUGUGUUCAGCCACCUUGUGCCCGGCAGACUCUACACCGUGCAGGUCACCACCCGCAGCGGGAAAUACGAAAGCAGCGCCUCCACCCACGGCAGGACCUUACCAGCGGCGGUCCAGUCCCUGGUCCUGGCAGGUCAGGGGACAGAGGACCUGCAGGUCAAGUGGGUGACGGCUCCGGGUGACGUGGAUCACUACGAGGUGCAGCUGCUCUUCAACGACAUGAAGGUCUUUCCUCCAGUCACGCUGGGCAGCGGCGUGGACCAGUGCGUCCUUUCCUCGCUCACUCCUGGACGGCUCUACAAGAUCCUGGUCUCCACCUUCAGCGGCCCCAACCAGAGGGCCCGCUUCAUCGAGGGGCGCACAGUUCCCAGUAAAGUGAAGAACAUCCACGUCAGUAACGGUGGCGACAGCAGCAGUCUGCAGGUGAGCUGGACACCUGGUCAGGGGGACGUGGACGGUUUCUCUGUCUUCCUGUUUAGACAGAGCCGACAGCUGGACGUCCGACUCGUCCUGAAACAGCAGAGCGAGGUGACGUUCGCCUCUCUGCAGCCCGGACAGGUGUACCAUGUGACGGUAAAAUCGAUGAGCGGAGAGCUGCAGAACAACAACACCGCCUCUGGACGCACAGUGCCCUCAGCAGUGACCGGGCUGCAGGUGGACGACCUCCUCUCCACCUGUAGUCUACAGGUGAGCUGGCAGGAGGCGCUCGGGGUGUCGGACGGUUACGUCCUGCAGCUUCAGGACGACAGAGGGAGUCUGAUCAUAAACUCCUCGCAGCCCGCCGGACACACCAGCUUCAGGUUCGACCGUCUCACACCGGGGAAGAAGUACAGAGUCUUGGUCCAGACCAUCAGCGGUGGGGUCCAUAGCCGGGGGGUCAGCGUCGAUGCUCAGACACGUCCUGCAGCCGUCUCUGAUCUGACGGUUAAAUCCAACACCACCUCCAGUCUGUGCUUCACCUGGUCUCCACCUGAUGGAGAGUUCCAGCUCUACGAGGUCUUCUUGUAUAAAAGUGAUGACUUGCUGCUGGACACUCAACGCACCAAGUCCGGCAGUGAGCAGGUCUCCUUCCAGGGCCUCACACCUGGAGCGCCCUACAGACUGCUGGUUGUGACACAUAGCGGGGUAUACAGCAACCAGACCUCGAUGUGGGCCAGGACAGUCCCAGCAGCUGUGACGUCUCUCCGAGCUCACAGUGGGAACCAGUCUGACGCUCUCUGGGUGAAUUGGGAUCGUGCUGGCGGGGUUCUGAGCGGCUACCUGCUGACUCUUUACAAAGCCGACGGCUCCCAGCAUGCCGUGCAGCAGCUGGGGUCAGAGGUCACGGAGUCUUUCUUCUCGGAUCUGGUCCCGGGUCGUCUGUACCGAGUGGAGGUGCUGAGUCUGAGUGGAGGGCUGAGUAACAGAGCCAGCACAAUGGGCAGGACCGCUCCCAAACCUCCCUCCUCCUUCCUGUUCAGGGGGGUCACCAACACCUCCCUGGAGAUCACCUGGAGCAGCCCCAUCGAUUCUGACUACGACGACUUCGACCUUCAGUGGACUCCUCAGGACCAGCUGUCCGUCAUCAACCCAUACCACAGCCGUACAUCCGGCAGCCGCAUCCUCAAAGGGAUGUUUCCAGGACGACAGUACACCUUCAGCCUCCGCACUAUCAGCGGGGCUACAGAGCCGGAGGCCACGCCCACAUUCAGCACACCCAUCCACAAGAGCAUCCGAACGAAGCCAGAGCGAGUCCACAGUCUCCACUGUCGCCCUCAGAGCUCCACCUCCAUCUCCUGCUCCUGGGGCCGCCCAGAGGCAGACUACGACUCCUACACCAUUGAGUGUCUCCACCAGGACACCCAGGUACUGGUCUACUCGAGACGCACCGGCCGAGACUCCACCGGAUACCUUAUUUCCCAUCUAGAGCCCCACAAACGCUACACCAUCUCUGUCAAGGUCAUAUCUGAUGGAACGACCAGUGAUGAGGCCAAAGACAGCGUUGUCACCAUGAUCGACCGUCCUCCAGUGCCACCCCUCAUCAUCCGGAUCAGUGACAGAUCUGCCAUGGUCACCAAGUCCUCCAUUGUCUUUACAUUUAACUGCAGCUGGUUCAGUGACGUGAACGGAGCUGUCAAGUUCUUCACUGUGGUGGUGACAGAAUCUGAAGGUGUGGAUGACGAGCAGCCUCAGCAGCACCACCCCCUGCCCUCCUACCUGGACUAUAAAUCCAACAGCUCCAUUAAGUCCUACCAGACGGGUUUCUUCCCGAGUCGCUGCACCGAGGGCCCAGACAGCUUGUCCUCUGGUUUUCAGAUGAGUUUGGGAACUGGGAUGGACAUACUGGGAGGCUCCUGUGACCACAGAGACCCAGACCUGGAGAACAGCGGGGAUCUGAGCCUGUUCUGUGAUGGACCACUGAAAGCUAAAACAGCUUACAGGCUCAGUGUUCGAGCCUUCACUCAGCUGUUUGAUGAAGAGAAACACGAGUUGACCGUCAGUUCUCCUCUGUUCACCGACACGUUCCUGUCGCUGCCCGUCACCACCGAGGCAGAGCCUCUGAGCGGUGUGAUCGAGGGCGUCAGUGCCGGCAUGUUCCUCAUCGCCAUGAUGGUCGGCGUCACCGCGCUGCUCGUCUGCAGGCAGAAGGCUCGUAAAGUGGUGGAAGAGCGAGCGACAGUGAGAAUGAGUGUGAGGAGAGAGAGGACGACACCUGGAGCUCACACAGGGGUCAGAGGAAACCGUCGGAUCUCCAGUCCCAUAAAGAUCCAGAACUUUGAGAGUCACCUCAACAAGCUGCAGGCCGACUCUCACUACCUGCUGUCCCAGGAGUACGAGGACCUAAAGGAUGUGGGUCGUAACCAGUCGUUGGAUUCAGCUCUGCUGCCGGAGAAUCGAGGGAAGAACAGAUACAACAACAUCCUGCCAUACGACUCAACGAGAGUGAAGCUCUCCUACGUGGACGACGACCCGUGUUCAGACUACAUCAACGCCAGCUACAUCCCUGGGAACACGUCUCGUAGGGAGUACGUAGCGACUCAGGGUCCUCUGCCGGGGACUAAAGAUGAUUUCUGGAAGAUGGUGUGGGAGCAGAACGUGCACAACGUGGUGAUGGUGACUCAGUGUGUAGAGAAAGGCAGGGUGAAGUGUGAUCACUACUGGCCCUUGGACCAGGACCCCCUGUACUACGGAGACCUGAUUGUCAGGAUGGUUUCAGAGUCUGUUCUUCCUGAGUGGACCAUACGAGAGUUCAACAUCUGCAGCGAGGAACAGCUGAGUGUCACUCGUCUCGUCCGUCAGUUUCACUACACGGUCUGGCCGGAUCACGGAGUCCCAGAGACCACUCAUUCCCUGAUCCAGUUUGUCCGGACUGUGAGGGACUACGUCAACAGAAGUCCCGGAUCUGGACCCACUGUGGUCCACUGCAGUGCUGGUGUGGGUCGUACUGGGACCUUAAUAGUUCUGGAUCGGGUCCUGCAGCAGAUGGACUCUAAGGACACGGUAGACAUCUACGGCUCCGUGUUUGACCUGAGAAUCCACCGCUCACACAUGGUGCAGACAGAGGGUCAGUAUUCGUACCUCCAUCAGUGUGUGCGAGAUGUUUUCAGAGCAAGGAAGCUGCGCAGUGAGCAGGAGCUCUUCCUUUGUCCCAUCUACGAAAAUGUGAACUUAAACUCUCAGAACUACAACUCCCAGAACUACAACUCCCAGAGAGAGAUGCUGUGCAGCCGGCGGUAAAGAUUGUAUUGACUGCAGGAAACGUUGAGUUUUAUUUUUAUACUAAUGUUUAUAUUUCAAAUCUCACAUAUUCUAUAAAGAGACAAACUUUAGAAUUAUUUAUACAACUGACAGGACUGUACAUAAAAUAUAUAUCUCUCUGUGUUUGGAUUUCACGUCAUGUAACAGACGCUUCUAAUUUAUGUUUUUAGGUGUUUGAGUAUAAAUCUAUUUUAGAAAAUUAUUUGUCAGUUUUUUUGUAGCUGUUAGUCAGGAGAGAAGAAAGACCCGAUAUUACGAGUUGUAAAGUAAAGAGACUUAAACAUGUAAACCCAGGGUAAAAACACUGGAAGUUCCCUUUGUGGGCUCAGAUAUUCUCGCUUUUGAACCGGUUGCGUCCUGAACGUAAAUGUUCACAUACUUGUCGAUGUACAAUGCGUGUUACUGGAGGAUUCCUCUAGAGGGAGCGCCACAUAAAUCAGACGCCGUAAAACACUGAAGUAGAGACGAUCUGUUGGCAGAUGUUUUAGCACACAUUGUUUGUUUGUUGCUAAGCAACAGCAACGACACAUUGAUGUGUAUUAAUAUUUAUUAUUUUAUACGGUGGCUGGGAAGGCCAAAACACUUUUACAAAGCUUGAGACUAAUUUACAUUUUGGCAAACACAUUUACAAGAUGCAGAACACUUUUAACUGUCCCGGAACAUCUAGUCGUUUUGUUUUCUAAAAUGUAAAUUGUCUCAAACUUUGCAGAAGUGUUUCAAACUUAAUUUAGUUUUGCCCUUCCCAGCUACCGUAACUUUAAGUUUGAAUUGUGUAAACAUGAGCUGAUGUUUGUGUGUGUGUGUGUGUGUGUGUGUGUGUUAGUGUGUGUGAGUGUUUGUGUGUGUGUGAGUGUGUGUGUGAGUGUGUGAGUGUGUGUGUGUGUGUGUGUGUGUGUGUGUGUGUGUAGGUGUGUGUGUGUGUGUGUGUGAGAGGGAGAGAGACAUGAGAUGUAGAAAUGUCUGAUUAUUCAUCCAUACUGCAGGCUGACCUGCUCCAACAUGACUGUAAACUCACUGUACAGGAAUGUCUCCUGACUUAAUAAUCAAUAAUCUGUGUUCUCUUUCAAUAAUCAACCUUCAGGUUUAUUUGUCUGUUCUCUGUCUUCAUGUUCGGCUCUGUGUUUGGACUCGUGAUGACGCAUAUUUGUGGGUGUUUGAAUAAAACAGUUAAUUAUGUAUUUUCA
Molecule: messenger RNA, 9100 nt
Organism: Labrus mixtus (cuckoo wrasse)
Lineage: Eukaryota; Metazoa; Chordata; Actinopteri; Labriformes; Labridae
Product: receptor-type tyrosine-protein phosphatase beta-like
Exons: 32
Coding region: 72-7895 (2607 amino acids)
Biological process (GO): protein dephosphorylation
Molecular function (GO): protein tyrosine phosphatase activity; protein binding
Source: RefSeq, a predicted model, not a curated record